GCCGGACUGGCCGCCAGGGACUUGCGUGAGCUGCUUCCCGGCCGCCCCCAGCAUGGCGCAGGCCCGCGUGCUCCUGCUCCUUUCGGGGCGCCCGGAACCCGCGGGCUUCGCGCGGAGCGUGUGCGGCCGCCUGGGCCUGGGCGCCGGCCCGGGCCCCUGGCAAGUCUACUGCGGCCUGCAGCCGGGGCGGCUGCUGCUCUCGGACAGCUCCUUACCCGGCGCCGCGGCGCAGCUCCCGCUGCAGCGCCCCCCGUUUUGCCCCUUCUCGGCCCUGGAGCAGCAGCCCCCCGGAGCUUCAUUGCCGCAGCAGCCGCCGGACCGCGGAGUGGACUUGGCCGUGGCCGUCAUCCUGCAGUCCCGGGACCAGACCGUGCUCCUGACCCGGAGGGCCUCGAGCAUGCACACGGCCCCCAAUCUCUGGGUCCCUCCAGGUGGACACGUGGAACUGGAUGAGGAGCUGCUGGAUGCCGGACUCCGGGAGCUAAGGGAGGAGACAGGGCUACAGCUGCCCCAAGGCCAGUACUCCUGGUUGCCUCUGGGACUGUGGGAGUCUGCCUACCCCCCCAUGCUGAGCCAGGGCCACCCUAGACAUCACCACAUCGUCCUCUAUGUACUGGUGACUUCCCAGGAAACAGAGAAGCAGCUACAGGAACGGGUCCAACCAAACCAGGAAGAGGUCAGUGCCUACGUCUGGCUGAAGCCCCAUGUACUGGCGGCAGUGGCGGCCUCCGAAGAGGGACCAGAUGCACCCGAACCUCUCCCUGCAAACCUGCCACCCUGUGUUCAGAUCGUGGAGCUACAGGGGGACAUGACCCAGAACUUGGACCUGCCUACAUCCACCCUGCUCCGGAAGUCUCUGAGCACGAGGGAGGACGAGGAGAGGGUCAGCACAGGAACAAAAUUUGCCCUUGGCCUAUGGCUACAGCAUCUGAAGAGAUCCCCAAAGAAUCCCACCCACGUCUCCCCGAAGCCAGAACCAGAGUGAAACUGGGACACUGGAUGCCAACCCUCCCCACAACGACGAAAAGAGGCAAAGUUCCAUCUCUCAAAUACAGACAUCUGGAAAGCCACACAGAUGAGUCAUUCCAUUUCCCCAUGGACGUACAUUGGAUUCACAACCUUUAUUGUUGGUGAGAACAUUGCUACAAUUUUGGAAAUAUGAAAUUAAAUUAAAAGAAAGGUU
This is a messenger RNA of Sarcophilus harrisii (Tasmanian devil), 1183 nucleotides long. RefSeq names its product nudix hydrolase 17 (gene NUDT17). Gene Ontology annotation, cellular component: cytosol. Gene Ontology annotation, molecular function: NADH pyrophosphatase activity. Gene Ontology annotation, biological process: NADP+ catabolic process; NAD+ catabolic process. The record is from RefSeq and is a predicted model, not a curated record. NCBI's taxonomy places the organism in Eukaryota, Metazoa, Chordata, Mammalia, Dasyuromorphia, Dasyuridae. Bases 53 to 985 code for a protein of 310 amino acids. The transcript is spliced from 8 exons.